This is a messenger RNA of Melanotaenia boesemani (Boeseman's rainbowfish), 5010 nucleotides long. It is a transcript of the gene bicd1a, whose product is annotated as bicaudal D homolog 1a. Bases 117 to 2903 code for a protein of 928 amino acids. The record is from RefSeq and is a predicted model, not a curated record. Gene Ontology annotation, molecular function: dynein complex binding; cytoskeletal adaptor activity; dynactin binding. NCBI's taxonomy places the organism in Eukaryota, Metazoa, Chordata, Actinopteri, Atheriniformes, Melanotaeniidae. The transcript has 10 exons. Gene Ontology annotation, cellular component: cytosol; Golgi apparatus. Gene Ontology annotation, biological process: protein localization to organelle; positive regulation of receptor-mediated endocytosis; regulation of microtubule cytoskeleton organization.
CAGCAUCCCUCAGCCUCCGCCCGCCUCUCUGGCUCUGUCUCUGUCCGAAGCGGAGAACACAGCGGGUCCGCAGACCAACAGGGUGGCAUUAAAAGAGGCACUGAGAAAGAGGGGCGAUGGCCGCUGGUGGAGGAUGUGGGGAAUCGGUGGAUCAGUACCGGGCCGAGGUGGAGAGGCUCACGCAGGAACUGGCCGAGGCCAACCGGGAGAAGAUCCGGGCUGCAGAGUGCGGUCUGGCCGUCCUGGAGGAGAACCUGGCGCUGAAGCAGAAGUAUGCGGAGCUGGAGACCGACCAAGAGACUCUCAGGAAGGAGUUGGAGCAGCUGCAGGAGGCAUUUGGCCAAGCCUACACCAACCAGCGUAAGGUAGCUGAGGACGGGGAGACCAAUGAGGAGACGCUGCUGCAGGAAUCAGCCUCCAAGGAGGCCUACUACACGGGUCGCCUGCUGGAACUGCAGACGGAGGCGACGCUAAGCCGUUCUGUGGCAUCCAAUGCUCAAGCAGAGAACGAGAGGCUCAAUGCACUUGUGCAGGAGCUACGAGAGAGCAACGAGAUGCUGGAUCUACAGCGGAGCAGGAUGAGGGAGGAGAUCAAGGAGUACAAGUUCAGAGAAACCAGGUUGCUUCAAGACUACACAGAGUUGGAGGAGGAGAACAUCACAUUGCAGAAGCUGGUGUCUACACUCAAGCAGAGCCAGGUGGAGUAUGAGGGACUAAAACAUGAAAUCAAGGUGCUGGAAGAGGAGACCGUCCUGCUCAACAGCCAGCUGGAAGAUGCAUUGCGCUUAAAGGAAAUCUCUGAGGGUCAGUUAGAAGAAGCUCUGGAUGCCCUCAAGAGUGAGCGUGAGCAGAAGAACAACCUGAGGAAGGAACUAGCCCACCACAUCAGCCUGACUGACAGCGUCUAUGGAGCAGGGACGCAUCUGACGCUCACUGUCACCGGAGUAGAGGGCCUCAAGUUUCCCGAGGAGACCAACGGGACCAACGGCAGCACCAACCCAGCUGCAAAUGGCAACAUUGAGGACAGCAACCGUUGCAACGGUCACAUCCACACCAAUGCAGGGCUAACUAAGAUGAGCGGGGACUACCGGGCAAGUCGGAAAGGGGAGGGCCUUGUGCCAGACCUGUUCAGUGAGCUUAACCUGUCCGAGAUACAGAAGCUCAAACAGCAGCUGCUGCAGGUGGAACGUGAGAAGGCAGCUCUACUUAUGAGCCUGCAGGAGUCGGAGACCCGGUUACAACACACACAGGGUGCCCUGACUGAGCAGAACGAGCGCGUCCAUCGCCUCACUGAGAGGGUGAAUGCCAUGAAACACGUAAAUGGAGACAAAGAGCUUGACGGCCCCCAAGAGAACGAGAAACCUGAUGGUGGUUCCUUAUCGCCAUCAGCCAACAGCCACCAUGAUCCUGAUAUCCACGGGUUUGAGAUUCUGGAGUGCAAGUACAAGGUGGCUGUGACAGAGGUUAUUGACCUGAAAGCAGAGCUCAAGGCCCUAAAAGAGAAGUACAACCAAGCAGUAGAGGGACAGGGCGACAGCCACAAUGACGACCGGGUCCAGGCCCUGAGUGUACAGGUGUUCCAUUUGGAGCGGAGCUGCCGCGACAGCCGGGAUAGGGUGGCGAGCCUGGAGGCAGAGCUCCGAGCAGCCUCAAGCACUGCGACAGAGAGCCAGGGCAUGCUGAAUGCAGCACAGGAUGAGCUGGUAACUUUCAGUGAGGAACUGGCUCAGCUCUACCAUCAUGUCUGUCUCUGCAACAAUGAGACACCGAACCGCGUCAUGCUGGACUACUAUCGCCAGAGUCGCAUCACACGCAGCGGCAGCCUCAAAGGCUCUGAAGAUCCGCGGGCUUUGCUGUCUCCUCGUCUGGCACGACGCCUUGCUGCAGUAUCUGCAGCCUGUUCUUCUGAUUCCCCACGUAGUCCCAUGGACUCUCCAUCCAAAGAAAUCCACCACACUGAGACAACAUCCAACUCAGCUGACUCUUCAUCCUGCCAUGGCAGCCCGAACCGCAACCACACUGGAUCCCCUGCCAUCAGCAUCUCCCCUUGUCCAUCUCCCGUGCCCUCAGAUGCAGGUGGGGACCUGCGGAAGGAGCCUAUGAAUAUCUAUAACCUGAAUGCAAUAAUUAGAGACCAGAUCAAACACCUUCAGAGGGCUGUUGAUCGUUCACUGCAGCUGUCAAGGCAGAGAGCUGCAGCCCGGGAGCUAGCACCUAUGCUUGAUAAGGACAAGGAGUCCUUUAUGGAGGAGAUACUCAAGCUAAAAUCCCUGCUUAGUACCAAGAGAGAACAGAUAGCAACACUCAGGCUGGUGCUGAAGGCCAAUAAACAGACAGCAGAAAACGCCUUGGCUAACCUGAAGAGCAAGUAUGAGAAUGAAAAGGCAAUGGUGACAGAGACCAUGAUGAAGCUGAGGAAUGAGCUGAAGGCUCUGAAAGAAGAUGCCGCUACCUUCUCCUCUCUUAGGGCCAUGUUUGCCACAAGAUGUGAUGAGUAUGUUUCUCAGCUGGACGAGAUGCAGAGGCAGCUUGCGGCUGCAGAGGAUGAGAAGAAGACACUGAACUCCCUCCUCCGAAUGGCUAUCCAACAAAAACUGGCCUUGACCCAACGGCUGGAGGAUCUGGAGUUUGACCACGAGCAGACUCAUCGUGGCCGUGGUGCUAAAGUGCCCAAGAUAAAAAGCAGCCCUCCAAAAUUUCUUGUAGAUUGUCAGCAGCCUGCUGCCUCAGUACCGUCACUCUCCCCACAACUGAGGCGAGGGAGAGCCUCCCUAGCCCGCAGUCAUAAAUUUGCGGUAGACCUCCAAGAACACCAAGCAGUCUUGUCCAGCAGCCGCAGUCUUCUCUCCCCCUGCGACCCACGUAACUGCUUGGCCCACCAACCCCACCCUCCUGGCACCUAAACUCCCAGCUCCAGCCCAGACCCCAGCCUCGAUCUGGUAGGAGUCAUGCUGAGGCAGAGACGCCCCGGAUGAGGGUUUCCUCUCCCUUCAAACCCAGCAGUCCAACCCAGUACUCACUGGGGUCUGUCACCUCCCCAAGCACUAUAUAGCCCGGCUCUGGCAGGCCUCCUGGUUACCUGGGUCGUAGAAGAGGAGCAGGACGCUCUCCCCUUCUCUGGAAAUGACGUCUUCCUGUCAUGGAAACAGAAAACAGAGGACCGAACUGAGGCGGAAGUUCCUGAGCUGGAAUCUUUCCCCUAAUUCAAACUCUUAUUUAUUAGCAGUUUAUCUACUCUAAUAAUAAUUAUUUAUUUAUUAGUUUUAUUAUUACUUGUUUGUUUUUGUGUUUCAUUUUCACUUUUUAUCAUUCUGCAAGAUGGAAAUCAAGACUUGUUUUCCUGCUGUGGUGAAGAAAUGAUCACAGACAGUUUAGCACAUUUACAACGUGGCUGAAUUUGCUUUAUGUCUCAAAAAAGUAAAAAAGCAGAACCUCUUCAUUUGCGUUAUUUUAAAAACUUGCUUAACCGUCGUAUAAAGCAUUAAAAAAUAGAACUUGUCAGUAUAAAAAUCCAAAAAUUCACCAUUUAUGCCAUUUUUACAUUGAAGUGUUGGACUACAUUGAGUUUGGCAACAAACUAAUUAAUUUAAACUUUUUUUACUUUUUUGUGGUGGUGAUUGGUGGGUUUUCAACUUUCUUUCAUUAGUCUUCAUUGAUAUUCUUUUUUACUCAGAAUUUUUCUGUGCAUAAAGACUUUUAUACCACUUUUUGUUUAUUUAAUUUAUUUUACAGACGUGUUUGUGUCUGUUAAAUAGCUCAGAUUUCAGAUUGAGACGAGGUUGUGUGUUUGAGAUCAGGACUAGAGCUGUUGGCCUUGGGGUUUUUUUUUUUUUUUUUUUUGUUUGUUUGUUUUUUCCUGUUUUGCCUUUUGAAUUGCACAAGUUUAAGUGACCACAGAAUAACCUGACCUCCUUUUUAACAGCAUUGAUGAAACAGAGGAUUUCCUUUAGGUGUGCUCUUUUGUUGAAUUACUGUUGCUGCCACACAAAUAUUGAAUUUACAACAUAAAGUUUUUUCUUUCUGUCACUAUAUUGAGCAAAACCCCAGAAACAAAAACAUUAUCAUGAUUAAUUUCCCUUACCAUGACAUGAAAAGAAAUGUCAUUCAAGCUAACAUUUAUUUGUAGUCACAUCUUCUUAAGUUGUCUUCAUGUGCUUCCUCCAAACAGAAUGUAGGAUUGUACAAGCACAAUUAUGCACUAUGCAUUCAAGCAAUACAGUAGCAGUCACAGCUGAUCUGAUGAUAAUUACACCAACCUUUUAGCCAUUUCUGUCAUCAUGAAAUAACCAGGUGGCCGUCAAGAAAAAAAAAGAAGGUUCCCCAAACUUUGGAGAUAAAAGAGGGCCACAGUUUUAACCCUUCCCUCAGUGAGCUGUUGUUUCUUUUAGAAGCACAGAUGGAUGAGUUGUGACAUUUGCUGCAUCACUGAAAUCCCAUCUUCCCAUUCCUUCCUUAAACACUCAUAAUUCUGAUGGUAAAUGUUUCCUCAGUGCACUGAUACUUUUGCCACAAGGAUAAGAAACCUUAAAUCACAAAGCCAGUUUUAAUGUUGUCAUGAUAGCAUUUCUGUGACAAUAGUGGAUUGACUUCUUGUUCUCUGUGUGCGCACUUGGUGGAUUUGUCUUGUAGAUUAUUACUUUUGCAACUACACAGUGAUGAAAACGUUUGUAGUCCAAAAGUAGCCUCUGAAUCCGUUCAGGUUCAUUAACCUUCUUAGUUUGUUUGCACAACAUAGGUGUGGAUGGAAGAGAGUAAUGACUGAAAAAGUAGUGAAAAUGAUUUCAAAAGUAAAUUACAGUGGGUUUUACAGUUUCUCCGCCAGUUAAAACUGUGUUAAACUGGUUUCAUGAACAAAUAAAAGAAAAAAUGCCCCUGUGUCUGUUUUUUGUUCUGUUUGAAGCUGCUCAAAAGAUUUGACAAUAAUCUUAAUAAUCUUAAUAUUUAUUUAAGGAAUGAGGUACAAAUGGUGCACAAGAGAAGCCAGUAAUCCAAAAAAAUAAAAAUAAAAAG